AUGUCAACAACAGCAACCGAUGAUACAUACGCACUACAACACAAUGACGACGUAGACUCAGUCCGUAAACGCUAUGAAAGCAUGUCGCUCGACGAAAUGUCCAAUCAGUUGGCCGAGAACUAUCGACAGCUCUCCGAGAUGCUCGGCAAUCGAGUCAGCAUGAAUGGUGGUGCUGCAGCACCUCUUUCGUUAUCGCCUUCUUCUUCCAACAGCUCAUUCAAUGAAGAGCAAAGCCCUAUCGACAAUGACGAUGCUACGGCGACGUUUGACUUGAAUGACCUGGACGACGAUGAAAGCAAACGACGCAAGAUGAACAAGUUGUUUUCACGCGCUGUAUCGAGUGGACAGAUCGAACGAGUUACACAAUUACUAAACGAUCCAGCCUAUCGCGCAUACAUUGAUAUCAAUGCCAAAGACGAAGAUGGCACCACACCCCUUAUCUACGCUGCUUGUUUCGGCAAAGUCGAGAUUGCAGAAGCAUUGCUUCAAGCAGGAGCAAAAACAGAUAUCCAAGAUGCUUCUGGCUGGUCAGCACUCAUGUGGGCAACAACCAAUCACCAUGGCAACCUAGUGAGAGUAUUGAUGGAUUAUGGUGCAUCCGCUCAAACACGUACAGCCAAAGGCCGCACCGUAUUCGAUUAUGCCGGCAGUGAUGAAAAGAUGGUAGAGAUCUUGGCCACCAAUCCACGCAACAGCAUGUCAUCAUCCGUCAUUUCCAGCGAUUGUGAGGAUUAUUAUUACGACGAUACAUUUAUGCAACGUGAGGAUGAACGUCGACGCAACUUGCUUGAAACGGCUGUUGCUCUCAUUGGUGGAUCAUCAUCAUCUCAUGAAACGGAUGCGGAUACCGACAAUGACGACGACGAGGAUAAUGAUGAUGAAACAACAGUUGAAUUCCAAUGGGAUCGUUGUCUACCUGAUCAAAUGUUUGUGUUUGGUGGAGAUAGCCUUGAACACAUCCUCGAUACAGUCAUCACCCAUAUCAAGCUACCUUUGGAACUUCAACAAGAUAUCAAUGUCCCUGCCAAUGUCAUCUUUUUGAGCGCACGUUUUGCACAUUACUUUUCAAGUCAAGAACUUUUGAACCAAGUGAUGGAUGGUGCAUUGAAUCGAUUGAGCACAGUGAUCAAGGAGAAUGAAAGCGAUGUUCAUGCACUUGCAUUUUGGUUAUCCAAUCAAUCACAGCUUUUGGCGUACCUCAAGCGAGACUCGGGUCUUGUAGUGAGCACAGCUGAAUACCAAUUACGCCUUUCGGAGAUGAUCUCAGAGACCUACAUGAGCUUGGUAUCGGAUACGCAACGACGAUUGACCAAGGUGCUUGGACCUGCCAUGUUGGAGCAUGAACAAGUUCCAGGCAUGGAAGAUGUGGAUUUUGUGGAUGAUUGGCAACGCUUUUUCCGCCGUAGCAGCAAUCGCCGAUCGGCCCUUAUGCAACAAAGCAGCGUAUCCAUGCGACGCCAUGCCAGCUUACCACCACGCUACAAAUCAACCGGUGUUUUACUCCCACAAUCCGUUACCAGCAUUCUUUCAACGACAUUUUACGUGCUUCAAAAAUACCAAGUCCAUCCUACGAUCAUCAUUCAGGCAUUGGCUCAAUUCCUUCACUGCAUCUCUUGCGAAGUUUUCAACCGAAUUCUCACCAACAAAAAACACCUUUCACGAUCAAAGGCACUUCAAAUUCGUAUGAAUCUCUCGUAUGUUGAAGAUUGGGUGCGUCACAAUCGCCUUCCCACCAGCCUCCUUUCCUAUCUCUCUCCCUCAACACAGCUUUUGCAAUUAUUGCAAUGUCUUUCUCAACUGCAAGAUUUCGAAAGUUUCAUCAUGACCUUCCAGCACUUUGAUCAAUUGAACGCUUUACAAGUGAAACGCUGCGUCGUCAAUUAUCGUUAUGAAGUCAACGAACAGCGCCUACCGGAUGAAAUUGAACAAUACAUUGUGCAGCUGGCUCACGACACCAUUCGAUAUCGCGAAAAGCAACGUCAACAACAAAAACAACAAAAAUCCAUCGAAGAUGAAAUUCACGAGACACUGGAUGCUCGAUUUAUGCUCCCCUUUUCUUUACCCACAACUGCCAAACCCGUUGGUGUCCAUUCACGAUGGUGUGAUGCGGCCAACAAAGAUCGUAAAGAUCCUGUACCUAUGAUUCCAGACGCAUGGAUGGAGAAAUUAGACUAUGACGACGAUGAUAGAUUGUAA
Messenger RNA from Lichtheimia ornata, 2196 nucleotides. RefSeq lists its product as uncharacterized. NCBI's taxonomy places the organism in Eukaryota, Fungi, Mucoromycota, Mucoromycetes, Mucorales, Lichtheimiaceae. Gene Ontology annotation, molecular function: GTPase binding. Bases 1 to 2196 code for a protein of 731 amino acids. The transcript has 3 exons. The record is from RefSeq and is a predicted model, not a curated record.